AUGGACGACAACAACAGAGUGCAGCAGCAGCAGGACCAGCAGCAGGACCAGCGGCAGCAGUGGCAGCACGAGCGAGAUCAACAGCAAGAAGCACCAUCUUUCGCUGAGCCGCGGUUUGCUGAGAAUGAUAGCACAGCUCCUCAAUCACAACGCGUGUAUCAUCAACAUCAACAACAACAUCUUCGUGCCGUCAUCACCUCAGCCGCCGUCACCAUGGAACCUCAAGGCCCCCUCGCUGAAGCGAAAGCAGGAACCCACCAUGACAACACCGACCACAACGGCAUCAGCGACGACGAGGACGUCCAAGGCCGUGUGGAUGGGCUGGCAAGGCAAGUGGACAGUGUGGACGCUGGUGCGCCCUUAAGCGCCCGUCACAGCUCCCUCCUCCUCGACAACGACGAGUUUGACGACAGCGAUCGCGCCCUCAUUGGUGCGUGCCUGUCUGCCACGGCGCUGCCCGCCCUGUCCAGCGACAUUGUGUCCACGGACGAGGUGCAGUUCAACCCACACAGCAGCCACGAUGCACCACCGGACGCCGCGAACGCCUCAUCCGCAACAGGCACGUCAAGCACCAGCACCAAGAAGAGCAACAAGAAGCAGAGCAAGAACAAGAACAGGAACAAGAGCAAGAACAAGGGCAAGAACAGCAGGACCAGAGAGAACCAACGGCACAAGAGCGCACAUGGCGACAAGAACCCCCACGCUCCCGACAGCGCCGCCAUCAUCCCCCCAAGCAAGAACGCCGCCUUGCCUGCUGACGACACAACAAGACCCGGUGUCUCUCCCGUCAGCAGCCAGCCUGCCCACCAUCAUGAACCCGAACACGCUGAUGACGAUGGCGAUCCAGGUGCAGAGGAGCAGGGCGGUGUUGUAGCUUGCCUCGACACAGCCAGCACACCCAAUGCCCGUGGCUGCCCCCGUGCCAUUGUGCAUGGUGCAGUGCCGCAACCGUGCACGCCGCCGGUGAUUGAGGACGACGACUCGGCCGAGCCCCGCAUCAAGCCCUGCCUGUCGUCCACGCUCGACCGAGCGCCAAGCAACCCGGGCCUGUCGCCCGCACCGUCCUCGGAAGGUGUGCCGCGCAGCCGCUCCGUGACGUUUGUGCCGCGCGCAGUUGUGCUGUGGGAAACGCCCGAGCACACACAGGCGGCAGGCCUUGCCCGUCGCAAGCCCAUUGAUGAGAAGUGCGACGAAAUCAGGCGCCAUCAAGAGAUCCUGAACCUGAAGCGGGUGCUGCUGCAGAAGAAGCGCGCUGCAGACGCGUGGGACGGGAGCAUGGGCGUGAUGGCGCGGGCACGCGGAUACCCGGAGCCGGAGGACGAGUUCCACCAGCACAUGCAGGAGGCGCAGGAGCGGUGGCAGGCCGUGUACGGGGAACUGGGCACAAACGGAGGGCCUGACGAUGAUGAGGCGCAUGACAAGGAGGAUGAACUGGAGCAACACACCAGUGUUGUUGUUGUUGAUGAUGAUGAUGAUGAUGAUGAUGAUGAUGAUGAUGGUGAUGAUGAUGGCGAGGAGGAGGAGGGUAGCACAGACCCCGUGUCUAGCUGGGGCGCUGACUGGAAUGACGACGACGAUGACGACGAUGAUGACGAGGAUGACGAGGAUGACGAGGAUGACGAGGAUGACGCGAGUGAUUACGAUUUCAACCAGGCCCCACCACUUCCGUACGACGACGAUGAUGACGACGACAUUGUGUUUGCGUACCGCGACGAAGACAACGACUACUCGUAUGCCAACGAGGGAGCCGAUGAGGAGCGACACCAGCAGGAGGCCAGCCCCCGGCGUACACCCGACAACGAGCGAGCACCGGUGCAACCCCUCUCAUCGUUUUUGAUCCCCGUGAGCUCAGACGAUGAUGACGACGACAGCUAUGACAACUACAGCGAGGGAUGGUCUUGAUCACUCUGUGUGUGUGUGUGUGUGUGUGUGUG
Messenger RNA from Salpingoeca rosetta, 1934 nucleotides. RefSeq lists its product as uncharacterized. Lineage: Eukaryota; Choanoflagellata; Craspedida; Salpingoecidae. The coding region runs from base 1 to 1902 and encodes 633 amino acids. The transcript is spliced from 3 exons. The record is from RefSeq and is a predicted model, not a curated record.